AUGAUUUCUGGGCUACGACCUCUAUCCGGGCGCAUAGCCGGGCGGCGGCUAGCCUUGAGCCUGCGCAUUCAGCAAUGCAAUCUUCACGUUGACGGUAGAAGCCGCGUUUCAAACAUAUGGAUUCCUACUGGUGGAAUUUCCAAGAAGCCCGUUGAUGGUGAAAAUGAGGAUGCCAAUGACCUGCUAGUCCGAGGUGGAUUCCUUCGACAGGCAUACUCUGGGGUGUUUCAUAUGCUCCCACUUGGUCUACGUGUUCAAGAUAAACUAGAGCGUCUGAUUGACAAGCAUAUGCGCUCUCUCGGCGCAUCCAAGGUCUCAUUGUCCUCAAUAUCCUCACAAGAGCUCUGGGCACAGUCUGGCAGACUGACCGAUGGCUCAGAACUGUUCCGAUUCAAUGAUCGGAAAGACACUCCUUUUCUCCUGGCCCCAACACACGAGGAGGAGAUCACUACACUUGUGGGGAAUCUGACAACAUCAUACAAGAGCCUGCCUCUGCGGGUAUAUCAAAUCACGCGGAAGUACAGAGAUGAGGCCCGGCCCAGACAGGGCCUGCUUCGUGGGCGAGAGUUCGUCAUGAAAGACCUCUAUACAUUCGACUACAGUCUGACCGAAGCAAUGAAAACAUAUGAUGCAGUCAAAAAUGCCUACACAGAAUUAUUUAACGAACUCAAGAUCCCCUACCUCGUCGCGGCAGCAGACUCGGGAAAUAUGGGCGGCUCAUUGAGCCAUGAGUACCACUUCAUCAGUCCGAAGGGCGAGGACGAGGUGGUCAGCUGCUCGCACUGUGACCAUGUUUACAACGAAGAACUCGCAGACGGCAAGGCGCACAUCGCUGAGGAGUCCGAAGAGACCAUGACACCUGGUUUCCAGACCGAUGAUGCAGUUGUCGAAGGUGGACCAACAAUCUCAACUGGCAUGUGGAUGGCUAUCUCUCACGAUAGCAAUACCCUCGUGCGGAGCUGGUACCCCAAAUUCUCGAUGCAAAAUGGCGCGACGGAGCCCGUCGAGCGGCAUGUCAACUCACACGCCGUCAAGGCAGUAGCGACCGCCGCUGGUAUUGACCUCGACCUGAGCGUGGAGAACCCAUUAGAGCGAUGGACCGCCCACGUAAAGGCAAACAAGUCCUCCACGCAUAAGCCGCGUGUGUUGGAUCUUUAUGACUCACAGGUUCGGGUAUACCAGCGCCCGCCGCUCAGUGAUCUGCUCCAGGAAGUUGGCUGCACAGCCUCGGACAUAGAUUACUCCAAGCUGGACCGAUUCCCCGAGACUUCAAACAAACUCAGCCUUGUCCGCGUUCAUGACGGAGACCAUUGCUCGCAGUGCGUGGAUGGAUCGCUGACUAGCCACUCUGCCGUUGAACUAGGACACACAUUCCACUUGGGAACGCGGUACAGCAAAGUACUAAACGCGUCUGUGUCUGUCAACUCCGCUCUUCUCGAGGAAUCUUCGGAUAUGGAUCUAGGUGCGAAGGCUUCUGCCAAGGAACAGAUCGUACCUAUGCAGAUGGGAUGUCACGGUAUCGGUGUUUCGCGUAUGAUCUCCGCAGUGGCGAACCGACUUGCCGAUUCUAAGGGACUCAAUUGGCCGCGUGUUAUUGCGCCCUACGAGGUUGUGGUAGUCUCGGGGAAGGGACUGGAGACUGUUGCCGAUCAGGUGUAUGAUAGUCUUACCGGCAACACUGCAGCGCCUGUGGAUGCUAUCCUUGAUGACCGGGACAAGGGCAUGGGCUGGAAACUUGGAGAUGCGGACUUGAUUGGGUACCCUAUUAUUAUUGUUGUUGGCAAUGGGUGGAAGAAGAAACAGACUUUGGAGGUGCAGUGCCGUCGGCUCGACGUGAAGGAGGAUGUGCCGUUGGAUGGACUCCACACGUUUGUUCAGUCCUUGUUGGCCAAACUGUGA
This is a messenger RNA of Penicillium roqueforti, 1899 nucleotides long. Its product is annotated as putative proline--tRNA ligase AIM10. The record is from RefSeq and is a predicted model, not a curated record. The transcript has 7 exons. Gene Ontology annotation, molecular function: ATP binding; proline-tRNA ligase activity. The coding region runs from base 1 to 1899 and encodes 632 amino acids. Gene Ontology annotation, cellular component: cytoplasm; mitochondrion. Lineage: Eukaryota; Fungi; Ascomycota; Eurotiomycetes; Eurotiales; Aspergillaceae. Gene Ontology annotation, biological process: prolyl-tRNA aminoacylation.